AUGUACACUUCAACCAUCGCCCUCGCUAUUGCUCCCCUCCUUCUCCUCGCCCGCGCAGAUGUCAGUCUUGACCGCGACGACAUCCCCCGCGCUUGCGACGCCAUCUGCAACCCCAUCGUCGACCUGACCCGGGCUUGUGACACCGAUCUCCGAGGAGACCGUGACCGCGAAGAGGACCGUCUCGAGGCUCAAUGUGUCUGCACCAACGAUUCCUUCAACGUCGCUCGCGUCGCUGCUCUUUGCGCCGGCUGCAUUCACCAGAAUGCGCCUCGCGACAACGAUGAUGACGAUGAUGAUGACCGUCGCGAUGACACCAAGGAUAUUGAUGAUAUCCUCUACACUUGCGGCUUCUCUUCUACCACUUACGUCGCUUCUGCCGCUUCAGCUGCUGUCUCUGGCGUCAGUGUCGAUGCCACCCGUCCUACCGACGCUUCUCAAUUGACCACUACCAUCAUUGCUGGUGCUACCGGAACCCGAGGCAGCAGUGACCCUUCCAACACUGGCAGCAGCGGCGGUAACGGCGGUAGCGGAAACAGCAACAACAACAACAACGAUGCUUCUGCUACCAACAGCGCUGCUAGCCCUGAUGAGACCAACGCUGCCGCUGCCAUGGCCCCUGUUGCAUUCGUCGGUGCUGCUGUUGGCGCUGCCAUGCUCCUUGUCUAA
Fusarium pseudograminearum CS3096 is the source of this 666-nucleotide messenger RNA. RefSeq lists its product as uncharacterized. The record is from RefSeq and is a predicted model, not a curated record. The transcript is spliced from 2 exons. Bases 1 to 666 code for a protein of 221 amino acids. Lineage: Eukaryota; Fungi; Ascomycota; Sordariomycetes; Hypocreales; Nectriaceae.